AGGCCUUUGACGAUGAUUCAGCAUCUUUUCUCUUGUUUAGUUUACUACACUUCCAUUUCUCUCUCCACCAAUACAUACGCCGUACACUGUAGCGGAGAUGCCGAUCGCCUUGCAGAGGUGCAACUCAGGCGGCGCCCACCCGAUCGAAGAGCCAGGUUUCGUUCACCGCGAUAUGCCAUUUGCUUCGUCGCCGUACGAUCCACCGGAGCUGUCGCCGCCCGAUCAACGGUCAUCGGAUGAGGAUCGCGGUUCGUUCUCUUCAUCAGCCAGUUCUUCAAUCGGAAAGAACAGUGACGAGCAUCCCAGCGGAGGCAGCGGCAGUGAUGAAGACGAGGUGCAAAGUCACUUCAAAGGAGGACCAUUGGAAAACUUGGAUUCUCUGGAGGAAGUUCUUCCUGUAAAGAAGAGCAUAUCAAAGUUCUACUCUGGUAAAUCCAAAUCAUUUACCAGCCUAUCUGAUGCUGCAUCAAUCCCCUCAAUUGAAGAAAUCACGAAACCAGAAAAUGCUUAUACAAGGAAACGCAAGAACCUGUUGGUCUUCAAUAAUAUAUGGGACAAGAAUCAGAAUAGCAUUGUAAGAAAUCGGAUUGGUGGAAUAUCAAAAAGACCAACCAAUUCUAGAAGUAUGCUGUCUCUUGCCGCUAACACGAAUUGCUCUGGAAGCAAUAGUGGUGACACCUGUAAUUCAAAUUCAUCACUACCUGGUUACAGUCUUCCUCCUUUACCACCACAUGCCAGGAGAAGUAUGAAAAGUGAACUGUUAUCAUCACCUCCUGUUGAUAAGUUUCCUUCAUGGAGGUCUUUCUCCUUAUCUGACCUGCAAGGUGUUGCUGAUGCUGAAGUUGCUACUCCCAGCACUGGUGGCUUAUGGAGCAAUAACACAGAAAAAUGAAGCCUUAUUUAACUGUGUUUUUAUUUCAUAUCACCCUAUGAAUCUAUAUCAUGAUAGAUGUUAAUGCGGCGGAGAUGUUUGUACCAUCUUCUUGCUUGUGCUCAUGCUUCUGCUUCUGCUUCUUGUAGCUGUUGUUUAGGCAUCACCUGUUCCCUUACAUCCUUAGAGUGUAAACACUUAAAAAUAUAAUUAGAUUUUGCAUCUAACUUUGUUUUGAUAUAUUUGAAUAAAAUUCCCAAAGUCUUAGCUACAAACUAUAUUUUCUUCUGGCUAUUGUGUCAUUGCCUUUGAAAUAUCCCUGGGAAAUCUUCUCAAAUUGUAUAUGUUUGGAGUAAGUGUUGGAAUCAAUCCUUGAGAUGAAGGGUGCCGAUUUUUGUUUGUUCUGUUCUUGGAUUUGGUGUCAAUGAGCUUGCAAAGUCUGCUUGCUCGGAGAGGGGAUUUCUGCUGCUUAACACAAUUUCUAAAAUUUUCUCACAUAUUGGUUUAUUGAGAAUCUUUCCUUUUCUUUCCCCCCGUCUUCCAUUUGGGUUCAAUAUCUAGAGGAGCUUAAGAUUUAUGCUGGUUGCUACCAGAUGAUUGGAUUGUAGGAAUGCCAAUCUGUGCAAGAGGAUAGAAAGGAAAUCAACUAUUGAAGUUUCUGAAUGGAUUGGUUAAGUUGCAACCGCAAAGUGACGGAUGAAAUCCUCAAAGGAUUUAACAUCUGCCAGCUGUGCAUAGCCUCAUGGAUGGUGCACGAUAUACAGUGACACUGGAUGAGUUCAAGCUUUUUCAUGGGAUUGACAGAUCAUUGUACGUUAUUCUUGUCAGGGAUCUAGUGCGUAACCCCUUGGAGUGCCUGUACAUAUUGGGCUUGUGGCUAUGGUUGGAACGAGCAGGAUUUUAUCAUUUCAUAAGAUCCUAUCUCUUCCCCCAUUUCUGAUCAACGAGCUUGCUGAUGAAGCAGUAACAUGCAUCAAGUCCACAAAAACGCAGUUCCUUUCUCAUCUGAAUCAAUUGAAAUCCCAUUAACCCCGCAGUCUUGUGAAAAAAGAUAUAUCUCUGCGGUUUUUCCAUGAAAACCAUCUUACUGCCUUGCAUGGGAUUGAAGGUUUGGUAAGAGGAGUCUGCAUACCAGCUCUAUCUGAUAUGCUGGAAAAAGAUGGAUAUGGUGGUUAUGUCUAUACUCCUUUGAAAGGUCAGAUAAUGGCACCUAGUCAUGCUGCAUCGACUUCAUCUGUGAGGGAACCAUCUUCUGUUGAGAACCUGCCGAUGCAAAGCGUUGCUAGCUUGAGUUGUGGUGAUUCCCCCCCUUCUUGUGGUAAGGGUGAGGUGUUGCGGAAUGAGAGGACGAUGUUUGUGACAUUCUCCAAAGGCUACACCCGGUGAGUGAAAUGGAGGUGAGGCAAUUCUUCAGCAGGAUUCUGGGGAACUGCAUUGAGUCCUUCCACAUGCAGGAGGUAAAGCGUGAAGAGCAAUCUCUGUAUGCUAAAAUCGUUCAUCGGUGCCAUUCUCAAAGGAGUGAGCAAGGCUAAAUUCACCAUCAACGGUGGUAGCAUAUCUGGAUGAGGAAGUUUGUACCCAGGAGCAACAAACAGGCGCCUUGAGGAUGCUUGGAGCUUGUACCUGCUGUUUCUUAUGAAAUGUAAGUACUUAAUAGGCCUCCUUUUAGUGGUUGUUGUGUGUGUGUCUAGUCUUGAAUUUGUAUGAAUAGUCUCAGGAACAUUGUAUCAAAGCCUUGUUAGUUUAUGGCUUUGGAUGAAUUACUCAAGACUUUACCAAAAGUGGGUGAAUUAAGAGUUGAUUUGAAA
Molecule: messenger RNA, 2679 nt
Organism: Salvia splendens (bonfire salvia)
Lineage: Eukaryota; Viridiplantae; Streptophyta; Magnoliopsida; Lamiales; Lamiaceae
Exons: 3
Coding region: 98-892 (264 amino acids)
Source: RefSeq, a predicted model, not a curated record